This is a messenger RNA of Fimicolochytrium jonesii, 1118 nucleotides long. RefSeq lists its product as uncharacterized. The transcript has a single exon. Bases 93 to 1076 code for a protein of 327 amino acids. The record is from RefSeq and is a predicted model, not a curated record. NCBI's taxonomy places the organism in Eukaryota, Fungi, Chytridiomycota, Chytridiomycetes, Spizellomycetales, Powellomycetaceae.
AUCGGGAUACUGCAAAGCGGUGGUAAAACGUGUGGGACGUGGAGGCCGCGGGGGUACAGGUGCAGGUCGCAAGGAAAUGUUCAACCUCUUCGAUGGUGGCAUAUCAGAAGCCUCAUCGUAGUGCUUGCGCUUUUCGGCCAUGUAAGCAUCGUACGCCUCAUAUUCUUCAACGUUGUAGGGCACUCCUGGAUCUGGAGGAUAGGGUGACGGGAGCUCGGUGCCCUCUAAGCCGAGCUCCCUGGGAGAAAAUCCGACGGGGAGUCUUCGGGGUCAGCGUAGUACGCGCCGACGUCUUUGAGCACCCAGGAAUAAUACUCCUCUUGGGUAUCGUCGUAGUCGGAGAUAUCCUCGGGGUAAAAGCAAGCGGCCAACCGAUACCCACGCCAAGUGUCAAGCUUGGUCAUCGACUUGCAGUCUCGGAACCCGUGCCCAGUUUGGCCGCAGCGGAAGCAAGAUCUUUCAGGACGCCUCUGGGGGCGGGCGGACGGCAGACCGGGAGGAUAUUGAUUGCUAUUGGAUGCCUGUUUGACGGCCAAGUUCUGCAUACGGGAGGUAAGAUCGCUGACUGGAUCUGCUGGCGUAGUCGUCUGAAUUGUAGUUUGAAUUGUAGGCGCUGGUGGGGCUUGUUGACGAGGGGCCGGUGCCGGAGUCGGAUACGUACGGUCACAACUGGGGUAUGCGCGCGGAGCUUGACGGACAGCCGGAGGGCACCAGAAGUCCGUUCGAUUGGUGGCGAUCGGGGCCGAAUAUGCGUCUUUGCGCUCAGCGUAAUCCGCACAGGCACUUACGAGAUCCUCAAUGGGGAGCUGGGUGAAGUUUGGCAAGCUGAGGGCGUGUGUGAGAGUAGCGCUAUCACCCAAGCCGCGGAUAAAGGCUCGAGCAAUCUGGGUGCGGGUGAGUUCAGUGGCGACUGUAGCAAUGUGCUUGUUCAGGUACUCCAGUUCGUAGACCAACGACAAGAACAAGCUCCCGUACUGACGAAUGGUCUGCCCUUCCGUGCGCUGGAAAGUCGAAAUGCGAUCUGCGAAAAGCGACGGGUCACGAUCGAUCGAACAAGCGACGGGUCACGAUUCUAGAACCAUGUCGGUGCGAACGUGGUUCCAAUCUUGUGUGUUGCC